Messenger RNA from Carassius carassius (crucian carp), 1019 nucleotides. Its product is annotated as uracil nucleotide/cysteinyl leukotriene receptor-like. The transcript has a single exon. The coding region runs from base 22 to 1014 and encodes 330 amino acids. Gene Ontology annotation, molecular function: G protein-coupled receptor activity. Gene Ontology annotation, biological process: phospholipase C-activating G protein-coupled receptor signaling pathway; positive regulation of Rho protein signal transduction. The record is from RefSeq and is a predicted model, not a curated record. Gene Ontology annotation, cellular component: membrane. NCBI's taxonomy places the organism in Eukaryota, Metazoa, Chordata, Actinopteri, Cypriniformes, Cyprinidae.
GUCUGAUACUUGUUCUGACUCAUGCCAUUCUCCAAACAGAAGCGCAGUCUCAUAGGAAAGACCUGCGCUAUGUCGAAUCACUCUGUGGAGGGGAUUUACCUCAGCUCUCAUGUGGAGAACAUCCUGUUCGUGGCCUUCUACAUUGUCAUCUUCAUCCUCUCAGUCCCAAGCAAUGCCCUGGCACUUUGGGUGUUCUGUCACCGCAACACCAACAACACACCUUCCAAAGAGUUUCUGAAGCACCUGGCUUUAGCGGACAUGUCUUACAUCUUGGUGCUCCCCAUGCGAGUGAUCUACCACAUGUCUGGUGGUCACUGGCCUCUUGGGGAAGGGGCCUGUCGCGUGGCUGGUUUCCUUUUCUUCGUCAAUCUUUACUGCAGCAUGUAUUUUAUGGCUUGUAUCAGUGUAGACCGUCUGUUGGCUUGUGUCUUACCACUUAAAACUCAGAAUCUGAGAAGUAUCAAGAAUGCCAAAGUGGUCUGUGCAAUCAUGUGGGUCAUGGUGAUUUUUUCCAUGUUGCCUGUCCUAUUCUCUAAAAAAGAAGUGACCAGACAAAUGCAGAACGUUACAGUGUGUGAACAGCUGUACAUAGAGAAGUCCUCCAGUCCCACAGGUGCAUUGGUAUCCACUGCUAUUGCAUUUGUGAUACCUCUGGUCACCCUGAGUUUUUCUUACAUUCUUAUAUUUGCCAAAGUAAAACAGUUGAGUUUUCAAGAAAGGACACCUGCUCAGCGUAAGGCAAUAAGAAUGAUCGUACUAACAGUGGUUAACUUCUUGAUCGCAUUUGUGCCCUAUCAUGUCCACCGAUUUGUAUUUAUCCUACAACAUGAUGACAUGUCAAGGUCAGAAUCCGAAAGGCAAAUGUUGCAUUUAGGAAAUCGCAUCACCUCAGCUUUAACAUGCAUAAAUGGUGUGUUGGAUCCUGUCAUGUACUUCUUUCUGGCGAGAAAUUAUCAAGAAACCCUGCUGCUGCUUUGUGGUAGAAACCCUAAAGAGGAGCAAUCCAAUACUUGAUCGGA